Messenger RNA from Chionomys nivalis (European snow vole), 2034 nucleotides. RefSeq names its product S100 calcium binding protein B (gene S100b). The record is from RefSeq and is a predicted model, not a curated record. Gene Ontology annotation, molecular function: RAGE receptor binding; S100 protein binding; calcium ion binding. NCBI's taxonomy places the organism in Eukaryota, Metazoa, Chordata, Mammalia, Rodentia, Cricetidae. Gene Ontology annotation, cellular component: cytoplasm; nucleus. The transcript is spliced from 3 exons. The coding region runs from base 168 to 446 and encodes 92 amino acids. Gene Ontology annotation, biological process: positive regulation of cell population proliferation; positive regulation of canonical NF-kappaB signal transduction.
UCUCUGGAAGAGGAAUAAGAAGCUGCUCUGUCUACGCUCCUGCCACUCAGACACCGAAGUCAGAGAGGACACCAGCAGCAAAAGGUGACCAGGAGGUGAGACAGAGCCACUGACAGGACUCAAGAAAAACCGCUCUUUUUCUUCUUCUUUCCUAGAAAGCCUCCAGGAUGUCUGAGCUGGAGAAGGCCAUGGUGGCCCUCAUUGACAUCUUCCAUCAGUAUUCCGGGCGCGAGGGCGACAAGCACAAGCUGAAGAAAUCAGAACUCAAGGAGCUCAUCAACAAUGAGCUCUCCCACUUCCUGGAGGAAAUCAAAGAACAGGAAGUCGUGGACAAAGUCAUGGAAACACUGGAUGAAGAUGGAGAUGGAGAGUGUGACUUCCAGGAAUUUAUGGCCUUCGUCUCCAUGGUGACUACAGCCUGCCACGAGUUCUUUGAACACGAGUGAGACAGAAAAGGGAGCCACGCCGUUCCUGUGGCAGACAUGAAGGCCACAAGCGGAAGCAGAGCGAAGGCUUGCAGGCUCGAAGGAGCUGAGCUAUCCAGCCACACGUAACUAAUUAGGAAGCUUGAUUUGCUUGGGGAAGGAAAACAGGAAGCCUUCCCAAAGCAGCUUUAAGUUAGCCCAUCACUAUUUCUGCUACGUUAGGCAUUCCUGUGAGCUGUCUGGUCCCAGGAAGGAUUGGUGAAGAAUCACUUAGGGGACGAAAUCAAUGCUCAGCAGUAAAGCAUGUGUUGCAGACCGCCGUGCCCCUGUAGAAGCAGGACCCAGAAGAAUCAAGGCAGGCCACCAACUGCAGGUCUAUAGGACAGCAUUCUUAAUGCUUCCAACAGACCCGAGACUCCACAGCUGGAGCCACUGUCACUGAAAGAGGCUGCUUUUCCUUAACAUCUCCCUUACCCUGUUUGUGCCAACGAUGCCCAAGAAAGCAGACAGUCUGAUCACAACAUCCUCCCCAGCGCAAAUGAGCAGGGCCACUUAAGUCUCUGCUUCCAGUGAGCAGCCAUUGCUAAGUAAAUAUUUAUUGUCAACAGUUCUAUAGGUCUCGCAAACUAAGUAUUAACAUUCUAACUCGGGACUGAGAAUCAAAACUCUAUUCAGUGGACUUCUUUUAGGAUGGCACUGUUGUUCCUGUAGGACAUGUACAGAGGAGACUGGCCACAGUGUAAUGUUGGGGAAUAAUCUUUCUGUACACUGUGAAGACGUGUCACUCUGACUGGUUUAAUAAAAAGCUGAACGGUCAAUAGCUAGGCAGGAUUUUCAGGGCAGAGAGAAUGCUGGGAAGAAGUGGGGGAGUCAGCAGCCAAACGGACAGGAACCAGGAUGCAGAGCACAGAGUAAAGGUAACCUAGCCAUAGAAAAGAAUGUAGAUUAGAAGAGAGGGCUUAAUUUAAGUUAUAAGAACUAGUUACAAAUAAGCCUACGCUACCGGCCAAGCUCUCAUAACUAAUAAUAAGUCUCUGUGUCGUUUUUUUUUGUGAGCCGGUGGCCCAAAGGAAAAAUCUAUCUACAAAGGGUGUGUAACAUGGUGGCUGCAUUUUCUUAUAGACUUUCAUAUAUAAGACCUGAGAAAACUUAAAAAAAAAAAAAAAAAAAAGGUUCCAAACUGAGUCAAACGCCGCUUCCUAGUUCCGAAGUCUCUCGUGUAAGUUGAGGUAGGUAUAUGUUCUUAUUAUAUAUAGUUUUACUGUGUUACAGUUAAAAAAAAAAAAAACAACCCUUUCCUUCUUAUUUAGACAAAAAGGGGAAAAUGUUGUGGAAUAAUCUUUUUGUACACUGUGAAGAUGUGUGACUCUGAUUGGUUUAAUAAAAAGCUAAACAGCCAAUAGCUAGGCAGGAUUUUCAGGGCCAAGAGAAUGCUGGGAAGAAGAAGGGUAGAAUCGCCAGCCAGAAGGAGAGGAAGCAGGAUGGGGGGUACAGAAUAAAGGUAACAAAGCUACAUAAAGAAACACAGAUUAAAAGAUAUGGGUUAAUUUAAGUUAUAAAAACUAGUUAGAAACAAGUCUAUGCUAUUGGCUGACUUUAAUAAUUAAUA